AAUUAUAUCCGCUUUUUACCCAUAUUCGUAGUACUUUUAUACAUUUCCUAAGUCAUUUUAUCAAUUUGUAUAAGCUUAAAGUUAAACAAAUAUUAAAAACAAUUUGAUUUAUUUAUUUUAGAGUUUCAUUAUUAUUAAACACAAGUGAUUUUUCAGUAAAUAUCAUGGCGCAAACUGGCCUUAACCCUGAUACGGAAGCACAUAAAUUACGUACACUGAUUUUAAACGCCCGGAAACCGUUGGUGCUUCGUAAUUUUAAAAUGAAUUGGAAAUGUUUUGAACAAUCGCUAGAGGAAUGGUGUACAAAUUACGACAAAGAAGUGAAUUCAUUGACGGAAUUCGAGCUAAUGCCUUGUAACCAAGGAAACAAUACGCCACACUGGGAAUGCCGCAGAGAAUCUAUACAAAUGAGCUUGUCACAAUUUUUAGAAAAACAAAAGACUUUUACAGAUAAAUUUUGGAUUGGAUUGAAUUAUCAAAGAAUGAACAAUAUACCAAAUGUGCUUAAAGAAGGUAUUGACUUUUCUAGGUUAGGUUUUAGCGAUACUACGAACGAGUGUAAUUAUUGGUUGUGCUCCACACAAACGAAUACUCCUUGCCACUAUGAUACUUACGGAUGUAAUAUAGUCGUACAAGUUUAUGGAAGAAAGUCAUGGAUACUUUUUCCUCCUAACACACCUCUCUCUUGCACAAGAAUACCUUAUGAAGAAUCCAGUGUUUAUUGUGAGGAAAAUUUUUAUGCACCAAAUACGAAAGAGCUUCAGCGUUUAUCAGAAAUGCAUGAAUCAGUCUACCGGUGCAUAUUAAAUGCGAAUGACGUAUUAGUCGUGCCCAGACAUUGGUGGCAUUAUGUAGAGGCAGUAGAUAUCUCAUUUAGCAUUAAUUAUUGGAUACCUUUAGAGAAUGACAUAGAAGAACAAUUAAAAGAGUGCAUUGUUAAAAUAUUAAUUGAGCGCUUCGUACAAAGUGGAAUGAAGGAAGAACAAAAGUAUAUUCUAAACCCUAAUCAGUUGAAUGAGAUUGAAAGUGAUGCUGAAAUAUUUACAAUUUUAGAAUACUUAUGCAAGAACUUAAAAACGGAUUGUUCGACGCCAAAAUCGCGCAGACUUAAUGUAACUCGUCAUCCUUAUCAAUAUAUAAACGAACAGGAAACUCAAAAACUAAUUCAAGAUUUACCAGCAGGAAUGAUAGAAUGUGUGUCACCAAUGCAAAGAAAUGAUUAUGAAAUUUUACUUAAACAAAACGCGAAACGUUUCAAUGCAACACAAACCAACAAUGCUAAUCCUUUAUGUGAUAUUAAAAGAGCGCUGAUAAACAGUGUUUGUGCACCGUCGGUUAUAGAACAAAUCAAAAAGGGCUUUUUUAAGCGCUAUGGACAGUAAUCAACUAUAUUUAAAGUAAAGUGUGUAAUAAAAGAACAUUUCAGUUAACAUGAUUUUUAUUAUUAAUUGAAGCUUCGGUUAUUCCAUUUUCAUAUACAUUUAUAUAUGUGUACAAGUAAAUAUGAAUUUCGUAAUAUUGCAGUACGCUUGGACUAUAAUACUAAAUAAUUUCGAUAAGUGAAUUCAAGUGCAAAACUUUAGAAUAAUAAAAAAUGCUCCCUUCCACCGAUUUGGGGAAAUAUUAAAA
Messenger RNA from Bactrocera oleae (olive fruit fly), 1629 nucleotides. RefSeq names its product HSPB1 associated protein 1 (gene HSPBAP1). Gene Ontology annotation, molecular function: 2-oxoglutarate-dependent dioxygenase activity. The record is from RefSeq and is a predicted model, not a curated record. NCBI's taxonomy places the organism in Eukaryota, Metazoa, Arthropoda, Insecta, Diptera, Tephritidae.